Colletotrichum fioriniae is the source of this 1896-nucleotide messenger RNA. RefSeq lists its product as uncharacterized. Lineage: Eukaryota; Fungi; Ascomycota; Sordariomycetes; Glomerellales; Glomerellaceae. The record is from RefSeq and is a predicted model, not a curated record. Gene Ontology annotation, molecular function: FAD binding; oxidoreductase activity.
AUGGAGACGCAACCCGAUCGCCAGCCAGGCACCUACUAUGAUAUCGUCAUCGUAGGUGCUGGGCCUGUGGGCCUGAUGCUGUCAACCAUUCUAGCCAGGUGGGGAUAUAGAAUCAAGCACAUUGACAACCGAGCCGAACCUACACCAACUGGAAGAGCUGACGGCAUUCAACCACGUUCUCUCGACCUUCUCCGUAACAUGGGCCUCAAGUCGGCUAUCAUGGCCCACAAGCCUGCCAGAGUCUACGAGGUCGCUUUUUGGGACCCGCCCAAAUCGGGCAACGGGAUCGCCAGAACUGGGACCUGGGCGAGUUGCCCGGAGUUCAUCGAUGCCAGAUACCCCUUCACGACUCUCUUGCACCAAGGCCAUAUCGAGCGCGUUUUCCUGGGCGACCUGGAGAAGAACGGCGUGCAGGUUCAGAGACCCUGGACCAUUACAGGAUUUUUAUCCAACGAGGCCGAAAAUCCUGAGUACCCUGUUGAGGUUAAGCUUGAGCAUGUCGAUGGGACCGCCCAGGAAACGUUGCGUGCCAAAUAUCUCUUUGGCGGCGAGGGUGCUCGUUCCUUUAUUAGGAAUCAAUUACAGAUUGGCAUCAAGCACAAGGAUCCCAUUUCUUACGUAUGGGGUGUCAUGGAUGGCGUUGUCAAGACCGACUUCCCCGAUAUCAAGCACGGUUCCAUCAUGGUCAUUCCCCGAGAGGACAACAUGGUCCGUCUAUACAUUCAGAUUGCAUCUUCGACGGAUCCGGACUUCGACCCACGCAAGACGGCGACCGAGCAAGAAGUGCAGGAGUCGGCUCAGCGGAUUCUUCAGCCGUACUCCAUUGAAUGGGAGAGAACGGAGUGGUAUUCAGUGUACCCUAUCGGGCAAGGAAUUUCGGACCGCUAUACCCUUGAUCAGCGGGUGUUCCUUGGAGGCGAUGCUUGCCAUACCCACAGCCCCAAAGCCGGCCAAGGCAUGAACACUGCGUUCCUUGACGCCCAAAACCUAGCCUGGAAGAUCCACGCCGUCGAGGCUGGGUUCGCACAGCGCGAUAUUCUCAAGACCUACGAGACUGAGAGAAGAGACGUGGCUGAGACGCUGCUCGACUUCGACAACAGGUACGCUAAGCUGUUCUCUCAACGACCCGAUGCCGCAAGCGAAGCUCAGGCGGCUACCGAGAACGCCGGCAAGGAGCAGUCCGAAAACGCUUUCAUCAAAACUUUCAAGGAGUCUUGUGAGUUCACGAGCGGUUAUGGCGUGGCCUACAAGCCAAACGUGUUGAAUUGGUCCGAAUCGCACCGGGCAAAAUCAUCUUUGAUCCAUCCCGAGGGUACGAAGCUCCGCACUGGCCGCCUGUUCAUGAACUCCGACGUUACGAGGGUUGUCGAUGCCAAUGUUGUCCAUCUGGAGCAAGAAAUCCCGCUCAACGGUUCCUUCCGCAUCUUCGUCUUUGCUGGAAAGCCUUCAACCACUCGCAAGGCCCUCGGAGAUUUCGCCGGUCACCUCAACAACAAGCGCUCAUUCUACGCCGCCUAUGUUAGAGAAGACGUGGACAGCGUGUCACAUCACGAGCAGCACAACCCUCACAGCAAGUUCUUCUCGUUCUGCACCAUCUUUUCGGCAAAGAGAAGCAGCAUCGAGAUUUCGCGCGAUGUCCCGGAGGUACUGGGGCGGUACCGCGAUCAUGUAUACGCCGAUGACAGAUGGGACCGCCACGUGCCGAACGCUAAGGCUGCUGCGCACGCCAAGCUGGGACUUGAUGAGGAAAAGGGUGGCGUCGUUGUUGUGCGUCCUGAUGGUUACGUCGGUAUGGUUGCGAAGCUGGUGGAAGGCAGCGGUACGGUUGAUGCGUUGAACGAGUAUUUUGGAACAUUCUGCACCAAGAAGCUCGGGGAGACGCUAGCCCAACUGUGA